Uranotaenia lowii is the source of this 7272-nucleotide messenger RNA. It is a transcript of the gene nAChRalpha6, whose product is annotated as neuronal acetylcholine receptor subunit alpha-7. Lineage: Eukaryota; Metazoa; Arthropoda; Insecta; Diptera; Culicidae. The transcript has 14 exons. Gene Ontology annotation, biological process: nervous system process; signal transduction; monoatomic ion transmembrane transport. Bases 452 to 1981 code for a protein of 509 amino acids. The record is from RefSeq and is a predicted model, not a curated record. Gene Ontology annotation, cellular component: neuron projection; synapse; postsynaptic membrane. Gene Ontology annotation, molecular function: acetylcholine-gated monoatomic cation-selective channel activity; transmembrane signaling receptor activity.
CACAAGGAUGCUGUGUAGCAAGAAAACUGUCAUAGGGUCAGAUCAGUGAAAUUAUUGUUGAACGUUAUUUACAUGUAAUCUUCAGAAAAAUCCUCCAUUUGCACUGAAAAACUAUGUUACAAUAAUCCAAAUAGAAUCAACUGUGCGGUUAGUGUGAUUGUGAAUCCAAAACAGUCCAAGUACCCUACAAAAUGACCCAAAAACGGUUUUCUGAUCCCGAGUGGUGAAAAUGCUUGUAACAAGAAGUGAUUAUUUUAUUUCUGAAAAGUGUUGCUCAAUGAAAAAAAGUGUUAGAAUAAUCGCAGUUAUAGAUGUAUCUCUCGAAGGAAUAUGAAUAAAUGGAAUUGUAAGCACAUAUGAUGUUGAAAAUGAAAUGUGUAUAAAAAUCGUUCAUAUCUGAAUGAGUUGAUAAGUGUUAAAUGUGGCCGCAAAUGCGCCUUCAACCUAAACCAUGUAUUUUGUUAUGGAUUUAUAUUUGAUCGUACUAUGUCUAUUGGUGAUAUGCAUUAGAGAUAGCUUGCAAGGACCCCACGAGAAACGAUUGCUGAAUCAUCUUUUGGCAACGUAUAAUACGCUCGAGCGUCCAGUUGCAAAUGAAUCCGAAGCCCUACAGGUGAAGUUUGGAUUGACGUUGCAGCAAAUCAUUGAUGUGGAUGAGAAGAAUCAGAUUCUUACCACAAACGCGUGGUUAAAUUUGGACGAGAAGAAUCAACUACUUGUAACCAAUAUUUGGCUUUCUUUGGAAUGGAACGACUAUAACUUGAGGUGGAAUGAAUCUGAAUACGGUCAAGUCAGAGACUUAAGAAUCACACCCAAUAAACUGUGGAAGCCCGAUGUUCUGAUGUAUAACAGUGCUGAUGAAGGGUUCGAUGGAACAUACCACACGAACAUCGUGGUUAGAAAUAAUGGUAGUUGUUUGUAUGUACCACCUGGUAUCUUCAAAAGUACUUGUAAAAUAGACAUCACGUGGUUCCCAUUUGAUGAUCAACACUGUGAAAUGAAAUUCGGCAGUUGGACGUAUGAUGGAAAUCAGCUCGAUCUGCAAUUAAAUUCUGAUGAUGGAGGUGAUCUAUCCGAUUUCAUCACUAAUGGAGAAUGGUAUCUGAUAGGAAUGCCAGGGAAGAAAAACACUAUUACAUAUCAAUGCUGCCCCGAACCUUAUGUUGACGUAACUUUUACCAUACAAAUUCGCAGACGCACAUUAUACUAUUUUUUCAACUUGAUUGUGCCAUGUGUCUUAAUUUCAUCGAUGGCUUUGUUGGGUUUCACGCUACCACCGGACUCUGGAGAAAAGCUUACAUUAGGCGUGACCAUUCUACUAUCCCUUACUGUAUUCCUGAACUUAGUGGCGGAAACAUUACCUCAAGUAUCCGAUGCGAUCCCUUUGUUAGGUACAUAUUUCAAUUGCAUCAUGUUCAUGGUUGCAUCGUCUGUAGUCCUCACGGUGGUGGUUUUGAAUUACCAUCACAGAACGGCGGAUAUUCAUGAAAUGCCUCCAUGGAUUAAGUCAGUAUUUCUUCAAUGGCUGCCUUGGAUUCUGCGUAUGGGACGUCCCGGUAAGAAAAUUACCCGAAAAACCAUAUUGAUGUCAAACCGGAUGAAAGAGCUCGAGCUAAAGGAACGAUCCUCCAAAUCACUACUUGCUAACGUGCUGGAUAUUGAAGAUGACUUCAGACAUACUACUGGUGGAAUCACCGGUUCCACUACUGCAAUAAGUACAUCCGGAUUUUCAAGACCAACAACAGUUGAAGAGCACCAUUCAAUGUCUGGUUGUUCCCACAAGGAUCUGCAUCACAUCUUGAAGGAAUUGCAAUUCAUUACGAACCGAAUGCGGAAAGCAGACGAAGAAGCAGAAUUAAUCAGUGACUGGAAAUUCGCCGCCAUGGUUGUUGACAGAUUCUGCCUUUUUGUAUUCACGUUGUUUACGAUAAUUGCUACAGUCACUGUGUUACUAUCAGCUCCACAUAUAAUAGUGCAAUAAAAACGAAUUAAAUUUUGAUAUAAGAACUUGUUAUAUAGGUGAUCUAUUAAAAUUUAUAAGAUUUUUUAAAAAGAAAUCAUGUAAAUCAAGUUAGAAGUUAAUUAGACUAUUAAAAUAGAUUUUAAUAAAAACAAAAUUGAUCAGUUUAAAACUGCCGACAAAUAAUGAUGAACGACAAAAUCUAAAACAUCACAAGUAAACAUCGGAUGAAUACGUAUAGAUAAAAAUGAAUCGAUAAAAAAUAUUUUUUUAAAAACACAACUGAUUUGAUGGAAUAAUAUCUUUUAAACAUUAAUCCUCAAAAGAACUCAAGCAACUGUUCCUGCAAUCAUUACCAAAGCACUAUUGGAAAAUUACUGAUGAGUAGCCUAUUCAAGAGCAUCAAGAUAGAGCGAGACAGAGAGAGAGAGCUGAAGGCAAGCACGCACGACGAAGUCUACUGUUGCGUCAUCGAGAUAUACUCCACCAUCUAAGGAACUUGAAGAAUUCAAAGAAAAAGGACCGUCAACGGGAGAAACACAAGGAUUAUGAUCAAUCAUAGAGAAUGAAAACAAUAACGCUAAGUGUAACGUUAUCGCGACAGGAAAUGGAAUUCAUGCACUAUACCGUUAGCCGCAUAGCAGAGAAAAGAACGCUCUUUUCAACGUAUAGUAAAAUAUAUGCUAGAAUAGGGUUAGUUUUAACGCAAUACAAAUAGGGAUUAUCAAUAAACUAUUGAAAGAGUCAUCUAUAUGUAGAUGGUAAAAAGUUACAUCUGAUUUAAAGAUUACAAGCAGAUCAAAGCGUAUAUAUUUCGGAUAUACGCGUAUAACAGUUGUUCAAUAACAGAACUACCGAUACGAACGAGUAGAACUAUUACAAAUUACAUACAGCGACAUCUGGAAACACACGAAUUAUCUCAGUAUAACUGAAAAAGGAAUAAAUUACGUGCACUGUUUCGUAAAGAAUUUAGUUGAUAAUUACGUAUAAGUUUACCAAUACUAAACAAUAAUAGUGGAAUAUAAAUAGUAUUAUCAAAAAUAUCUAUAUUCACAUCUGUUGACAAUCCUGCUCAAAAUUUAAUAAAACAAAAUUGUGCUAAUCGAAGCGAAUACAUCGUGUAUUAAAAUACAUACGCAGUCAGUCACUACGAAUAAUGUGGCUGGUAGUUUGGUUGAUAACUUCAAUUAAAAUGCAAAGCAUAGCUUGCAAAAGCAACAAAAUAAACUUUUGAAGUUUCGUGCGAACAAAUUUUAUUUGAUGUUUUUAUACUGAAUAUUUUCAUACUUUUAACACCGCGUGAAAGGUAGUGUCAUUUUCGUCUAUAGGCAAAUGUGGCUUACUUUUUCGAGCGUUUAACGAUUUUUUUAAACAGAAGAUUAACUCUAUAUUUCUGAGCCAAUUUACCAAAGAUUAAGUUUCAUUUAUCUAUACCGACUAAAAACCAUCCUGAUCUGAAUCCAAAUGUAACGCUUCUUGAUAAUAUACUGAUAACAAUAUUUUCUACAAUCAAGAUAAUCCAAAACAUUAUAGUAGUUUAUCAUAUGGAUUCAGAACUGAAUUAUGGUUGCUCCUAUCUACGAUUAAAAUAAUUACAUAGGUGUUGAUCGAAUCGAAAAUCAAAAAAAAAUUAGUUAUCAGACUAUGGUAUCUGAAAAAAGGCAUACUAGAAAUGCAAACAUUAUCAUCAUCGGAGCCUUCGAUCACUUUUCGCAAAACUUAAUAUAUCGUGUACACUCAAUAAUGAAAUGUUAUCAUAUGUAUCUCAUUUAAUACAGUAGCAGAGUUAUUGAAUUUGCGAUCGCACUUGGCUCGUGAUUACAGCACCCUAUACUGCAGCGUACGGCCUUCCUUCGGGAAUGGCUGUUACCCCAAGUAUUCUGCAUAGCAUAAAUGCAUAUUACAUAUAUCGACACCAACAAAUGCAGUAGAAAAUCAAAAUAAUUCAAUGCAAAACAAUACUCACAGUUCUAUUAGCUUGAAUGAUCAAUAUCCAAAAUUCUCAUUACAAAUCACAUGCAAGGAACGAGAGAGAAUCUAUAACAACAAGAUUUGCAACAAUAUGAAUUGCUCUAAAUUACAUACUUUGUGUUAAACGGAAUAAAAACAUUACAGCGAUGAUAUACUUUCUCGAAUGAUUGACAAUAAUGCUUUUCAACUAUCUACUCUCAUCUUUCCAACAAGAAGAAUAAAUAAUCAAAGACACCACUAAACGCAAAUUAGAAAUAAGAAGCAUUUUAAGCGAAUAUGUGCUCAGAUUCAAUUAUUUUAAGUCCAAUUCCUACAGUUAAAAAAAGUUUGAAAAGUUUUAUAGUUUUUUUUUUUUGUUUUACAGGGUGACAAAAAAGUCCGGUCGCACAGGAAAAUCUCCAUAUUUCAAAGAAUCAUCAGAAUCAAUCAGAAAAUCUGAAUCUAGCUUUUAUAGCUUUAUUCAGUAACUCAUAAAGAUACUUCACAGACGAUAUCUUAGGAUAACACCACCUUUCUCUGAUCGAACCAGCUUCAGACGUCUCGGAAAGUCGUCGCAAGCGAUGCGCACGUGCUCCAUCGGCAUCUCGUCCCAGAUCUUUUUCAGCCUUGGAGUUCUCACAGACCUUGGUCGUCCAGAUCGUGCCUUGUCCUCGGUGUCUCCGGUCUCCAGGUACCGAUUUAUGGUCCGGUACACGAAUUUUCGGUUGAUUCCGAGCGGUUUUAGGUGUUUGAAUAUGUGUCCGGGUUUGUACCCUCUCACAUAUUCAGCGAUAACAGCUGCUCUUAACUCUGCCAAGGCUUACAACUCAAUGUAAACAAACUGCACAGACACGAAACUCUGCCACUUUGGGCAGCAAAGAUAGCCCUUUCAUUUGAAAUAUAGAUGGCAUCAGAGAGAUGCAACGUGUAGGCUUUAGGCGACCCCAAAAAAGUGUGACCGGACUUUUUUGUCACCCUGUACAAGAAGCGUCAAUAUGUAGACGGAAAACUUAUGAAGACAUGAACAGGUACAGUUUUCGAUUGUACACAAAAACUUUUAAAUGUCUUAAAAUGAUCUUUUUACAGUUCUGUGAAAUUGGAAAGAUUUUUUUUUGAUAAAAUCAGCUGGUCAAAGUGAAAACUUGUGCUUCAAUACUGUAAAAAAAUUGCAAAUAAAUAGCUUACUUCAUCACAAAUUUGUUAGAUCUGUUCAUUCAGAUAAGGCAUGUUUAAUGCAUAGCUAGGCGUUAUUAGUUUCUGGAGUUUUUUUUUCGAUUUUUUUAGGAAAACGUCUCUAAACAAAUAAAAACGUCUGUUGGAAGGACUGAAGGGUCGGAUAAAAAUUGUAUGGAAAAUGUUUCAUCGUAAGUCGGCAUGAACUUUUUCAUCAAUUUGGCAGAGGAACGCGUUUUAUUUCCGGCUUUCUGUAAUGUUUUUUGGAGAGAUGAGAGAUAUAAAGUUGACGUACUUGAACAUUUAUAUUUUACUAAGCUAUCUUGAAGACCUAAAUCCCGAUUUAGGGAGUUAUUUCUUCAACUGACAGUUUUGAAAAGUACAAUCUCUUAACCCUUCAUUUCAUAAAGUUACAAAUUCGCAACAGUUAAUGUAUGGAAAAAUAGAAAAAUCGUAUUUUAUUUUAAAUUUUUUUUCUUGAUGAAUACAACUGUUUGAGAAAACUGUUUGAGGAAAAAUAAAAAAUCAUGAAACGAAUGAAGUUAAAAAUGAGUUAAAAUCAAAACAAUUAAAUUAAACGGGUUUGCUGGAUCUUAGUCCUAAAUAUUUUAUGCUUUUAUGAAUGACAUGAAGACGACUGUGUUCUAAACGAAAACUAAUAUCUUUAUGUGCAUUUGCUUUUCAAAAUUAUAUGGUUAGGUACAAAAGGUACCGAAUACCAUACCGGAUUUGAACGGAUAAAUAAAAUUGAAGAAUUUGCUUGCUUCAGUAUUAACAUGUAAAAAUUACUGAAAAUAUAAAACCCUGGUUCUAAUAUAUGUUUAAAUUAAAAACCGAAAACAUAUGUUAAAAAUCUGGAACGUUAAAAUUUUCAUAAUUUUUUAAAAUCACUUAUGUAUCCUAGAUUUUGUAAAAUGUACCGAGAAUUUCAGCAUCUGGUGGAAAGCAAAAGAAGCUCAUCCCAAUAAAAAAUUUAAACCAAAAAAACUUAGUAAAAAAUGAUAACGAGUUCGAAGCACAGUACCACCAAGGUAGGUUUCUCAUAAAAUAUACAGGAUGUAUAUAGGGAUCUUAGUAUAUGGACAGCUGCCAUCUGUGCAGCGAAAUGACUAGUCUGUACUCCGCGUUGUAAGGUAUCAUUUCUAUUAUUAUCGUCAAUCGACUGUCUGACAUUAGACACAGAGAACGUAUAUCAUCGAGAAAAAAAAUGAUUUAAACAACCAAAGAGAAUGAACAUCAUUUAAAUUUAAAUAUAAAAGUUUAUCGAAUAAAUGAAAAUAUCUGCAUUGUCUGCAUUUGUUACAUUUGGUUAGACUGAAUCCCCAGAUUUCAUUUCUACCAUUUAUCAUUGAGUUAUUAUAAGUGUUCGAACUUUCUAAAUUUCGUUGAAACCAGAAUGUCGACGAUAAACUCGUGAAAUUUCUAAUAUAAGAUCGGUUGUUAGAAGAACUGUUAACGUUGCUCAUCGUACAGUUUACGUUUCCAGUAAUUGUACAUAUGUAACAACAAACAUUCGUUUUGUGUUGUUUUAGUGUAACGGUGAUCGAUCAUUGAAAAUCUCGUGUUACAAGAUGUUGCUAGACGAUAUAGUACGAUGCAAGCUUGCAGUUUGCUUCAUAAUUUAACUUUGUUGACAAUGACAGAUGUAAAUAAAAAAUAAAUAAAACUGCUGAAAAUUCACGUAUAACUGAUCGAAGUAAUUUGGUGUGAAACUAAAUAGAUCUAAUUCAAAAUGAAUCAAUAAAUAAAACGCAAAUCAUUAUAAAUGCCUGUCAUCGGAUAAUGAUGUUAGCAAAAUUAGUUUCGUCACAUUGACGAUUUUAUUAAAAGAAAGACACGUAAACAUAAAAGAGGAAUAAAUAAAAGGAAAUAAUUUUGAAAAAAGGUAAAACCCGUUAGAGCAAGUAUUAGUUAGCAAAAGAAAACUAUUUAUGAAUGUUAUGUAAGAGAAUGUUUUGGAUAAAAUUUAAAACAGAUACACACUAUUGAAUUGAAUGUUUGGCUGGUACAAAACAUUUAUACACUCGAAGAUGUAGUCACAGCCCUAAACAUUUGUAUAAAUGUUUAUAAUAUAUAUAAGUGCAUCUAUGUAGGGUAUUUUUACAAGAUUUGUUUAGUAUGUUGCAAUAUGACAAAAUGAGAUAUUAUUACGUAUACACAAAAUUGGAAUAAAAAUAACUCUGAAAGCA